AUGACUGAUGUGGGUAUCACAACAUCCCCUCCCAGUAGUAUACGACCCUCACUUCAAGAUGAUGAAUAUCUCGAAGAUGGACCACUUUUCCGCGCCACCAUCAAGGAAUUGGAAAGUCGAACCAGUACACUUAAAGCCUAUUUAAAACGACUUGUCAAAACAACAACAGCAUCACUGGAAGCUAAACAAGCAUGGUUAGCAGCUGAUGAAGAACUGAUACAAUCUUUACAAGAAAUCCCGGCUGCUGAACCGCUAUGGACGACAUAUCUCAAUGACACGUGGAAAACCAUGUUGGAACAACGUGAAAGGUUACAACAUUCUAUGCAAUCAUUAUUAGUUGAUCCUCUUUUGAAGCUUUAUGAAAUGGAUCUCAAAGUAGCGGAUACAAAACGACGUCAAUUUGAAGAAGAAAGUAAGGAAUAUUACACUUAUUUGGCCAAGUACUUGGGAAUCAAAAAGAAUUCAACCUCUGCAGAUGCUCGUUUAGUAGAAACUAAACACUUAUUCAAGAAACGUCAUUUUGAUUUGAUUCGUUUUGAUUACUAUGCUUUUUUGGUGGACCUACAUGGUGGAAAGAAGGAACAGGAAGUUCUUUUUCAUUUGCUCAGCUAUCAUCAGAAAGAACAUGCCUUCUAUCAACAAGUUGCUCAACAUUUGGAAGAACAUCGAUCUGGUCUUGAUCACUUGGGAACUCAAAUGGCGCAGGCAGCUCGAUCUCAACAACUAGUUAAUAAGGAACGAUUGGAAAAACGAAAAUGGCUUGAAUCAAAAUAUGCUGAGGAUUUGGCGACAGAGACAACCCAUCUUUCAUCACAAUCGACAGGCGACAAUACUAGUUCAGAUUCGUUUAAGACACCAUCUCCACAAGAUGAUAUUGAUAAAUUUCAUGGUAUUCGUGAUUUGGAACAACAAGAUCGACGGUUUUUGGAUCAGAAUGAACGACGAAAGGAAGGUUUUUUAUUCUCAACAUCUAAACCUUUGAAACCUAAUGGACAUGAUAUGGCUUCUAGUGUGGCAUGGCACAAAUAUUGGUGUGUUUUGAGUGGUGGUAAAUUACACGAAUAUAGCAAUUGGAAACGACAUUUAGAAUCACAUAUUGAUCCCAUCAAUCUUCGGUUCGCUACGGUACGUGAAGCAAGGAAUGCAGAUCGACGAUUCUCUUUUGAAAUCAUUACACCACAACUUCGACGUAUAUAUCAAGCCACUUCUCAUGAUGAAAUGCUUGCCUGGGUCAAUACCAUUCAAAAUGCUAUCGAGGGACUUUUAGAUGGAACAGGAACAUCAUUGGAUUUGUUACAGGGUAUGGAUCACCAUCUAGGAGAUACUGAAAUCAACAAUUGCGUCAAUGUCGAGUCACUAUUAGAUGCAGCUGUCACACCACCAACACCUACACCAUCUAAAUCAAAGACAAAAAGUAUCACCUCUAUCUCCAUCAAGAAACCUGGUAAUGGUCAUCAUCGUCGUUCUCUAAGUGGACAAUAUACAUUUUCUCCCUCUGUUAAUACCAAGCUUAUUGAGAACAUUCGAAACGAGAAGUCCAAUCGAUUUUGUGCUGACUGUGGAGAAAAGAAUCCGGAUUGGUGUUCACUGAAUUUGGGAAUCUUCUUAUGUAUAGAAUGUUCAGGUAUACAUCGAAGUAUGGGUACUCAUGUUUCCAAAAUCCGAUCAUUGACUUUAGAUAGUUCAUCUUAUUCUCCUGAUAUACUGGCUCUUUUACAUUCUAUGGGUAAUGCAAAAUCAAAUUCUGUUUGGGAAGCUACCUUGUACGAUACCAACAACAAUAACAACAAGAUUCAACCCACGGAUCGACGUGAAAAAAAACUCCAAUAUAUCCAAGCAAAAUAUGUUGUUCGAUCUUUUAUUCAGCCUGCGACCACUGAUGAUGAAAAGGAAGAUGUGAACUUGUGUCUUUUCAAGGCCAUCGAUGAUGAUGAUAUUCCACAAGCUUUACGGGCAAUAGUACUUGGUGCCAAUGUCAAUUCAUGUCGACCAGGUCUGGAUGAUGAUGAUAGUGAUCUCAAGAUUCCAAGAUAUGCACUUCAUGUGGCUCUUCUUCAUGGUAGAAUGCGGGAUGAAAACAAUAUCGAAGAUGAUGACGAUAUUUCGGGUACUUCUAUGGAGGAGAGGAAAAGACUAUUUCCAAUGGCAGAAUUCUUACUUCAAAAUGGCGCUGAUGCUGGUAUAGUCGAUUCAACUACAGGAAAAACGGUGUCUGAACUGAUAGGACUUGUGGAAUCCUUGGUGAAAGAUGAUGCUAUUGCGUAUUUGAAUCUCAAAAAUACAGCUCGUGGUCAAUCUUUAGUGUAUCGAUCAAGUUUACCUCCUCUUCCAACAAAAUCGACAAUACAUUGA
Molecule: messenger RNA, 2352 nt
Organism: Halteromyces radiatus
Lineage: Eukaryota; Fungi; Mucoromycota; Mucoromycetes; Mucorales; Cunninghamellaceae
Exons: 5
Coding region: 1-2352 (783 amino acids)
Cellular component (GO): cytoplasm
Molecular function (GO): GTPase activator activity; protein binding
Source: RefSeq, a predicted model, not a curated record